AUGAGACAAUAUAUCUCUGUUCUACGUUCAUGGAGCGGCAUACCGUCUUUUCUUUCUGCUCUCAGCCCAUGGAGCGGCGCAGUGCCGGCUACAGAGCCCGAAUCAAAGCUAAACUAUCUCGGAUUCCGAGAAAUGGCCCCUGGAAUCGAUCCUGUUGUCGAUAUUGUCGCGAUCCAUGGCCUCCAAGGACACAGAGACAAGACGUGGACGUCGGAUAAUGGGGUUUGUUGGCUGCGUGAUCUCUUGCCUUCCGACUUUCCCAAUGCCCGAAUCCUAAGCUAUGGGUAUGAUGCCGACGUUCACAGUCGGGAAUGUGUAUCCACUCAGACAAUCGGUCGACAUGCUCAAGGAUUGAUCGAUGCACUCUCAAGGAAACGGGAAGACAGUCCUCGGCGCCCUAUUAUUUUCAUCGCACAUGAUAUAGGAGGCAUCAUUCUCAAACGAGCACUUGUUAUCUCCCACAACCAAAGCCUGGAAUCAAAAAGUCGCCUCCGGGAUGUUCUAGUAUCCACAUGUGCAGUUUUGUUUUUUGGGACUCCACACUUUGGCGUCGAAGGCACUACUUUCGCGGAAAUCAAUCCCAGGUCGUCGCUGCACAUGAAAACGACAGACGCUAUUCUCAAAGAUCUUCAAUUCCAUUCAACAGAGCUCGAGAACAUACAGAACGACUGGCUUGUAGCGAGCGAAAGGAUAAAAAGCAUAUUUUUCUCCGAAGAUUAUCCAGUAUCCGAUGAGCGAAAUGAAGGAGUGUUUAAUGUCCCGCAUCCUCUGGCUGUGAUUCCCGGCGACCGCAACGCGACAACAAUUAUUCUUCAUGCAAACCACCGCAACCUGGUUCGGUUCUCAUCCAGAGAGAACGACAAUUAUCAGACAGUCCACUUCUAUCUCAAAGGCUGUGUCAGUAAUGGGCCUGAGAGAAUACGCAAGAAUUGGGUAAGGGAGGAUAAUUGUCGCAAUGCGGCGCAGGGAGGACCCACGCUCGAAAUCCCUAACAACUUCGACAAAACUACCAUAUUACAACUUCCAUCGGUGGCAUUCGCUCCAUCCUCAGUCCACAAAGCCUGUCUACCAGGAACGCGCCGGGCUGUUCUUGAGACGAUCUCACAUUGGGCAGAGAACGACACACCAAAUAAGCCAAUCUUCUGGCUGUGCGAUAUUGCAGGUGCCGGAAAAUCUACUGUCGCAAUGUCCGCAAUGGAAUCGUGGCAGAAGCAGGGAGUCCUAGGUGGCCGAUUCUUCUUCUCUAUGUCGAGCAACGACGCAUCUACCACCGAGAAACUAUGCUCGACCAUAGCAAGGGACCUUGUUCAAUACAUCCCCGAGCUCGCACCGCACGUUUCUCGGGCCGUGACGCAAAAUCCCUCUAUCAUGCGAGGAUCCCUUGAUGAGCAGUUCCAAACACUUGUCACUGGUCCCCUCCAACACCGACAAGGGCGCGUUAUUCUAGUCAUUGACGCAGUAGACGAAUGCACGUCUGCAUCACAGCGCAAACAACUCCUCGAGACUCUGUCCACCGCCGUCCAAGGAUGCAAGAAUCUCAGAAUAUUCAUGACUAGUCGUCCAGACCCAGUCAUCGAAACCGUUUUGGGAUCGCUCUCGAUCAAAUCAAAGUUGGAGGACCGUCUUCACAGCGUCCGUCAUCGCGAUAAUAUCGAUGACGUCGCGAUCUAUGUGGGCCAAACACUAGAUGGAGUGCUAUCAAAGGACAAGAUACAGCGACUGGUUGAAAAAGCCAAUGGUUUAUUCAUCUGGGCAAGCACUGCCUGUCGAAUGCUCACAGAUGAAGCCACUCUUAACUCCCCCGACAGUCUAUAUGACCGCUUGAUCUCAUUGGAUCAACGUGGAGCUAUAGACAAGGUAUAUGACCUCAUCUUCGAGCGAAUAGAUGAGGAAUCCCAUCCAGUGUUGUGUCAAAUGCUCGCUUUGCUUCUCGUAGCGUUCGAGCCACUCACGUUCGACGACAUGGAGCACCUGGUAAAGCAUACAAGAGUCCCUGGAACUGUCAAGGGCUUGCUCAAGAACUUAGGAAGCGUACUCAGUACAGAGCCAGGUACAAAUUUGAUCCAUUUUCGCCAUCUUACCCUCGUCGAGUAUCUUCAACGGUGCUCCAAUUUCCCAGCCGGCGGAAGCCAUAAGAGAAUAUCUCUUGACGUCAUCAAUGCGCAUGGUCAAGCUGCUUCGUGGUGUCUUCAACACCUCAAGUCGCGGACCGAUGGACUCAAGUUCAACAUAUGUCAACUCGAGUCAUCUUUCUACCUCAAUAAGCAGAUCCCAGAUCUUGAUAUCAGAAUAUCCAAAUUCAUUCCAAGAAGACUUCAAUAUGCCAGCUCGCAUUGGUUGUUCCAUGUGUUAGGAAUGGACGACAAGAAGCCGUGCCCGCUGGAGGACGAUGUUGGGUACAUCCUUCGAAGCCCACAAGUGCUAUAUUGGAUGGAGGUUCUCAGCUUCACGAGAAGCGUGCCACGAGCAAUUGACGGUCUGCGCGCGCUCUCAGAUAACAUGGCACUCGGAGAAGAGAUAAGAUGGCGCAUCAAUGAUACCCUAAGGUGUUUGAUAGCGUUUUUGGUGCCAAUUCAGGACAGCGCUCCACAUAUUUACAUCUCAGCGCUUCCGUUUAUGCCCAAAAAGUCUAUUCUACGGAUUGAAGGUCUAGGCAAGAAUAGUGAGACUUUGAGGGUGACUCAAGGCCUUGAGGAGGCGUAUCCUGGGUUCCCUGACAGUUUACGAGGUCACAGCGACUCGGUUUGGGCCGUCGCAUUCUCGCCAGACGGCUCACGAAUCGUCUCUGGCUCGAGCGACCAGACAAUUCGACUUUGGGACGCAAAGACUGGUGAGCCGGUAGGAGAGCCACUCCGAGGCCACAGCGACUCGGUUUUGGCCGUCGCAUUCUCGCCAGACGGCUCACGAAUCGUCUCUGGCUCUCACGACGACACAAUUCGACUUUGGGACGCAAAGACUGGUGAGCCGGUAGGAGAGCCACUCCGAGGCCACAGCAACUCGGUUUUGGCCGUCGCAUUCUCGCCAGACGGCUCACGAAUCGUCUCUGGCUCUCACGACGACACAAUUCGACUUUGGGACGCAAAGACUGGUGAGCCGGUAGGAGAGCCACUCCGAGGCCACAGCAACUCGGUUUUGGCCGUCGCAUUCUCGCCAGACGGCUCACGAAUCGUCUCUGGCUCUCACGACGACACAAUUCGACUUUGGGACGCAAAGACUGGUGAGCCGGUAGGAGAGCCACUCCGAGGCCACAGCGACUCGGUUUGGGCCGUCGCAUUCUCGCCAGACGGCUCACGAAUCGUCUCUGGCUCGAGGGACCACACAAUUCGACUUUGGGACGCAAAGACUGGUGAGCCGGUAGGAGAGCCACUCCGAGGCCACAGCAACUCGGUUUGGGCCGUCGCAUUCUCGCCAGACGGCUCACGAAUCGUCUCUGGCUCGAGCGACCAGACAAUUCGACUUUGGGACGCAAAGACUGGUGAGCCGGUAGGAGAGCCACUCCGAGGCCACAGCAACUCGGUUUUGGCCGUCGCAUUCUCGCCAGACGGCUCACGAAUCGUCUCUGGCUCUCACGACGACACAAUUCGACUUUGGGACGCAAAGACUGGUGAGCCGGUAGGAGAGCCACUCCGAGGCCACAGCAACUCGGUUUUGGCCGUCGCAUUCUCGCCAGACGGCUCACGAAUCGUCUCUGGCUCGAGCGACCAGACAAUUCGACUUUGGGACGCAAAGACUGGUGAGCCGGUAGGAGAGCCACUCCGAGGCCACAGCGACUCGGUUUUGGCCGUCGCAUUCUCGCCAGACGGCUCACGAAUCGUCUCUGGCUCUUUGGACCAGACAAUUCGACUUUGGGACGCAAAGACUGGUGAGCCGGUAGGAGAGCCACUCCGAGGCCACAGCGACUCGGUUUGGGCCGUCGCAUUCUCGCCAGACGGCUCACGAAUCGUCUCUGGCUCGAGCGACCAGACAAUUCGACUUUGGGACGCAAAGACUGGUGAGCCGGUAGGAGAGCCACUCCGAGGCCACAGCAAGUCGGUUUUGGCCGUCGCAUUCUCGCCAGACGGCUCACGAAUCGUCUCUGGCUCGAGCGACGACACAAUUCGACUUUGGGACGCAAAGACUGGUGAGCCGGUAGGAGAGCCACUCCGAGGCCACAGCAACUCGGUUUGGGCCGUCGCAUUCUCGCCAGACGGCUCACGAAUCGUCUCUGGCUCGAGCGACCAGACAAUUCGACUUUGGGACGCAAAGACUGGUGAGCCGGUAGGAGAGCCACUCCGAGGCCACAGCGACCCGGUUUUGGCCGUCGCAUUCUCGCCAGACGGCUCACGAAUCGUCUCUGGCUCUCACGACGACACAAUUCGACUUUGGGACGCAAAGACUGGUGAGCCGGUAGGAGAGCCACUCCGAGGCCACAGCGACUCGGUUUUGGCCGUCGCAUUCUCGCCAGACGGCUCACGAAUCACAAUUCGACUUUGGGACGCAAAGACUGGUGAGCCAGUAGGAGAGCCACUCCGAGGCCACAGCCGCUCCGUCACCGCCGUCACAAUCUCUCAAGGCGGCUCACAAUUAGUCUCUGGUUCUGAAGGCAACACCGUUCGCCUUUGGGAUACGGAUAUUGUUGUACCGUCAAAGCAUUUAUUCCAACCUCGUGUCGAUCAGGACAACGCUACCGCGUCCUCGCCGGAGAAUUUAGGAAUCAUAUCUGGCUCAACGAGUGACAUGGGUGCACUCUUUCCAGAAGCAUUUGGUCUGUAUCUAGAUGAGGAGGACAGCCGCUCCCAAGAAACAGAGGGACCCCCAACGUGCGGAUAUCCCCCAGGAAAUGGAUGGUAUUCCUUUAAACACUCCUAUUCCCGGCUUCAAACAGUGCUCACUUAUGCAAGAUGGCUGGGUGCAUUCAUCUGGUAG
This is a messenger RNA of Serendipita indica DSM 11827, 4905 nucleotides long. The record is from the annotation of a GenBank genome assembly. NCBI's taxonomy places the organism in Eukaryota, Fungi, Basidiomycota, Agaricomycetes, Sebacinales, Serendipitaceae.